AAUACGUUUUUAUUAUUAUUUGCAAUGGAUUAGUAACGGUUUUGACAGUCUAUUUGUUAAAAAGUCAAAAAUAAUUUAAUGUGGUGUUUUAAAACAGGAAUUGAAUUACCUAAAGGAGAGUUAAGCUUCGUGGAAACAUGGCCAUUGAUGAAUCCAAACGACGUCGCAUUCAUUUUAAUUACAUAUUUGCUGUUCACGUUCAAAGUGGGCCCCUACAUUAUGGAGAAACGACAGCCUUUCCAAAUAAAAACUUUUAUCGUGAUCUACAAUGUUUUUAAGAUUAUUAAUUCCGUCAUUUUAGGAUCCAGGUUUCUGUCCUACGUUAUUGACAACGGCUUGUUUCCAAGAACGUGUAAAUACAAUAAUAACACUGUUUAUACAAUAGCGGUCCUCUACUGGAAAUAUAUGGCAGCUUCAAUCCUAGACCUUUUCGAUACGGUAUUUCUGGUAAUCUGCAAGAAAUACAGUCUUGUGACAUUUCACCAAGCCUUUUACAACGUCUUACUACUCAUCACCGCCUGGUCCUGUCUUAAAUAUGAUCCUACGGACCAGUGGAUGUGUACAAAUAUGAUGAGUUGUUUCAUACAUACAGUAAUAUAUGUGUAUAAUGCAUUGACUACAAUGGAGCCUACUUAUGCGAAGUAUUUAUGGUGGAAGAAGUAUUUAAUGAUUGUACUGAUGAUACAAUUCGUGCUAGUUGCAACUCAAGUCGUUAUCCAAGCUUCGACCUCGCAGUGUCAGAUUCACGCUGGAACCUACUGGGUAGGGCUGUUGAACCUGUCUCUGUACAUUUGCUUGUUGAUUGAUUUUCACCAUAAGACGUAUGGUGCAGGAGAAGUUAAUUUCACCAAUAAUAAAUAUUAUGAAUAAUGUAUGUAUUUAUUUAAUAUCUGAAAUAAAUCUUGAUGA
Manduca sexta (tobacco hornworm) is the source of this 909-nucleotide messenger RNA. RefSeq names its product elongation of very long chain fatty acids protein 7. The record is from RefSeq and is a predicted model, not a curated record. Gene Ontology annotation, molecular function: fatty acid elongase activity. Gene Ontology annotation, cellular component: endoplasmic reticulum membrane. Bases 79 to 870 code for a protein of 263 amino acids. The transcript is spliced from 5 exons. Gene Ontology annotation, biological process: fatty acid elongation, monounsaturated fatty acid; sphingolipid biosynthetic process; fatty acid elongation, saturated fatty acid. Lineage: Eukaryota; Metazoa; Arthropoda; Insecta; Lepidoptera; Sphingidae.